This is a messenger RNA of Gasterosteus aculeatus aculeatus (three-spined stickleback), 1457 nucleotides long. It is a transcript of the gene gale, whose product is annotated as UDP-galactose-4-epimerase. NCBI's taxonomy places the organism in Eukaryota, Metazoa, Chordata, Actinopteri, Perciformes, Gasterosteidae. The record is from RefSeq and is a predicted model, not a curated record. Gene Ontology annotation, cellular component: cytosol. Gene Ontology annotation, molecular function: UDP-glucose 4-epimerase activity. Gene Ontology annotation, biological process: beta-D-galactose catabolic process via UDP-galactose, Leloir pathway.
AGUAAAGAAACGUCUGAAGUAGAGAGGGGAAGCCUCCUCUCUAUGAAUUGACAGGUAAACCUUGGUUCUGCUCCUCCGGAACUCCUCACCCACGUCAGGCGCCUCUGAAGAAGAGAAAGAGGUCCAGUCAGUCCAGUGAGAGAAUGGCCGAGACGGUGCUGGUCACGGGUGGAGGAGGCUACGUUGGGAGUCACUGCGUGUUGGAGCUCAUUGAAGCAGGUUACCAGCCGGUCGUGGUAGAUAACUUCAGCAACGCCGUAAGAGGAGAGGGGGAUGUGCCAGAGAGCAUACGGAGGAUAGAGAAGCUCCUGGACACCAGCAUCGAGUUUCAUGAAUUAGAUCUUUUGGACAAAGCUGGCUUGGAAAAACUCUUCAAAAAGCAUUCUUUCAGUGCGGUGAUGCACUUUGCAGGACUGAAGGCUGUUGGGGAGUCAGUGGAGCAGCCAUUGCGCUACUACAGAGUCAACCUCACCGCCUCCAUAAACCUGCUGGAGGUGAUGCAGGCUCACCGGGUGCACAAUCUGGUCUUCAGCAGCUCGGCCACGGUGUACGGAGACCCUCAGCGCCUUCCCAUCGACGAGCAGCACCCCGUGGGCGGCUGCACCAACCCCUACGGCCAGACCAAGUACUUCAUCGAGGAGAUGGUCAAAGACCACUGUAAAGCCGAGAAGGAGUGGAACGCAGUGCUUCUGCGUUAUUUCAACCCCAUUGGAGCUCAUUCCUGUGGCCAGAUAGGAGAGGACCCUCAGGGUAUCCCCAACAACCUGCUGCCAUAUGUUGCCCAGGUUGCCAUUGGCAGGAGGAAGUUCCUCAAUGUAUUUGGGAAUGAUUAUGACACACUUGAUGGGACAGGUGUACGAGAUUAUAUCCACGUCGUAGAUCUGGCAAAGGGACACAUAGCGGCUCUGAAGAAGCUCAAAGACAACUGUGGCUGCAAGGUGUACAACCUGGGAACGGGUACAGGGUACUCUGUGCUCCAGAUGGUGAAAGCCAUGGAAAAGGCAUCAGGGAGAGAGAUCGCGUACAAAAUCGCCCCUCGCCGCGGAGGAGACAUAGCGUCCUGCUACGCUGACCCUUGUCUAGCUGAGAAGGAGCUGGGCUGGAAGGCCCAAUUUGACCUGGAAAGAAUGUGUGAGGACCUGUGGCGCUGGCAGUCCACGAAUCCCACUGGAUUUUCCAGUGGCACAGAAUCCUGAUGCAACUCCACGUUAUUGUUAAGUCUUCCGAAUCACCGGGACGAAGCCAAUCAUCAACAUCCUCAUUUUUGUCCAUAUAAUAUAAACACCAUAAUUGGGCUUCAUGCUUUAUAUUUUGUGAUGUCUCUUGUAUGAUUAUAAUCUUAUUUACUGUUUAAACUUGAAGAAAAUGAUCUGAUUGAUAUAUUGGUAUUGAUAACAAUGGACAUGUUCUCUAUGGGUCAUAUAUAGGAGAAUAAAUACAUUUUCUUACUGAAGCAA